Herpailurus yagouaroundi (jaguarundi) is the source of this 1487-nucleotide messenger RNA. RefSeq names its product Rieske Fe-S domain containing (gene RFESD). NCBI's taxonomy places the organism in Eukaryota, Metazoa, Chordata, Mammalia, Carnivora, Felidae. The transcript is spliced from 4 exons. The record is from RefSeq and is a predicted model, not a curated record. Gene Ontology annotation, molecular function: 2 iron, 2 sulfur cluster binding. Bases 110 to 583 code for a protein of 157 amino acids.
CCCCGCCCCGCGGAAGCUCCGAGCCUCGGUCGGAGGCCUGGCUCCGCGGGAGAGUCACGCGGCCUCCGCUGCUGGCAGUACUUGCGGAGGCGGAGCAAGGGACUAAAGCAUGGAUCUUGAUGGCUCUGAACAAGAUCCUGAAGUGAAGGAAUAUUCUCCUGUCUGUGUUGGCAGAGAAGAUGACAUUAAAAAAUCUAAAAGAAUGACAGCUGUUGUCCAUGAUAGAGAAGUGGUCAUUUUCUACCACAAAGGAGAAUAUCAUGCGAUGGAUAUUCGCUGUUACCACUCAGGAGGGCCUUUACAUUUGGGAGAAAUAGAGGAGUUUGACGGACGACCAUGCAUAGUUUGCCCCUGGCAUAAAUACAAAAUUACUUUGGCAACAGGAGAAGGACUAUACCAGUCUAUAAACCCUAGAGAUCCAUCAGCAAAACCUGAGUGGUGCUCCAAAGGAGUAAAGCAAAGGAUUCAUACAGUGACAGUGGACAAUGGGAACAUUUACGUGACUCUUUCUAAAGAACCUUUUAAGUGUGACUCUGAUUUUUAUGCCACUGGGGACUUCAAAGUAAUUCAGAGUUCUUUCUGAUAAAAUUAUAUGGCAAUGAAAAAUGGUGUGUGUGUUUGGAAAAUAUUUUUAGAAUAACUUUGCUUCAAUACCAAAGAGGAUUAAUUUUCCCAAAACAGGCACAUUUAUUACUUACUUUAAAAAAAUCACAUAUAUCUGAGUAGUUCAAAGUGAUGUAAGGAUUAUUGUUAAGAUCUAUAGAAUACAUUUCACCCAAUCCUCUGGACUGAUUGGAACCUGAAGGUUAUAGGUUUGGAAUGUGCAUUUUCAGGGUGAAAAUAAUUUGCAGUAACCACAUUGAAAAAGGUAAAAAUAAGAUCUAAUAAGAACCAUUGGGGAGGGGGGUAAUCCUUAUUUUGAUGUAGUAGACUUUAUCUUGGAAAAGUUUUAAUAUAUACAAACUAAACAAAAUAGUGUAACAAAUUCUCAUCACCUAGCUUCAACAAUUACCAGCAUUCUUCCAUUCUUAUUUCCAUUCUUAUUUCACUGAUACCUCCACACACUCCCCAUCUCCCCUAUUUAUUAUUCUUACUUUUUAAAAGUAAAAUUUAAAUACACUGAAAUACUUAAAUCUCAACUAUUCAAUAUUUCUAAAUACAUAGCAGACUUUUUAUACUUUAAAAAUGUCUCCAAAAUGGGGUUGAUUUACAUGCUUCAUUUAAAAAUAAGAAACUUAUUCAACACUUACAUACAACACCUGGUGCUUGUCACAAGUGCACUCCUUAAUCCUCAUGUACUGCGCAUUGAAACCACAUAAGUCUUGGCUCAGUUUCUCUCUGGUCAAGGCAGACACUCCUAAAGUAAGGAAGAUACACACAGCUGCUUCCCAGACAUGAAGGACAUGAAGUCUCUUACUCAGUGAGCCAAAGUACUGGGAGUGCCUAGAUGAAAUUGUCAAAUAAAGGUGUUCCUUCUUUUUUCAGAA